Molecule: messenger RNA, 879 nt
Organism: Triticum dicoccoides
Lineage: Eukaryota; Viridiplantae; Streptophyta; Magnoliopsida; Poales; Poaceae
Product: UPF0047 protein YjbQ-like
Exons: 7
Coding region: 166-600 (144 amino acids)
Source: RefSeq, a predicted model, not a curated record
UCAUCAUCGGAAGCAGAAGCAGGGAACGAGCGAUCCCCUCCCGGACACGACGCCCCUAUCGCUCGCUGCUUCCGGUGCCGCGUGUCAGCGUGCGCAAAGCUCACCCUCAUCGCCGCCGCCACCGCCGCCGCCGCUCAACCCAUCCCGCCGGCCCCGCCCUGUUCCAUGGCCGCCAAGUGGGCCCAGAAGACCGUCGUCAUCCCUGCCCAGCGCCGCGGCUGCCACCUCAUCACCCCCAAGGUUUUGAGGGAGAUUGAGGGCGAUCUCUCCGGGUUCAAGUGCGGCUUGGCGCAUCUGUUCCUGCAGCACACAAGUGCUUCCCUGACCAUCAAUGAGAACUAUGACUCUGAUGUGCAGGCUGACACCGAAACAUUCCUUAACAAAAUUGUCCCAGAGGGCCGAUCUGCUCCUUGGAAGCAUACUAUGGAAGGACCGGAUGACAUGCCAGCACAUAUUAAAUCAUCAAUGUUUGGCUGUGCUCUGACAAUUCCUAUAACUGAUGGACAUCUCAACCUGGGCACUUGGCAGGGCAUAUGGCUGUGCGAACAUCGUGAUCAUGCCAGCGCCCGUAAAAUCGUGGUCACCCUCAACGGGAUCUAAACGGAGUAUUAGAAACCUGGAGGAAGGAGGAAUGCUGGGCAGCUUUAAGCACCAGCAUGGAAAAUCAGGACCUGAGAGCUUUGAACAUGUCGUGUACGGAUCGUCGGUCUGUAUGUAUGAAUGAGUAGUGCAAAAUUUCAAUAAAUUGGGAGCCAACAUGAGUGUUCAAAAUGUGGGACGCACCCGGUUGUUUGAAUAGAACAUAAGAGUUUUUUGUCCAUGUAGUUGAAGAAAUCUGUCUUUUUUUAUAUGAAUGAAGAAAGAAACAUGCCUUGCAAA